AUGGAUCACGAAAAACAGACGCACGAACCAACAAUGACAACGGAAACAAACCAGCAGGUACUUGACUCAGACUCGGAACGAGACCAACAACAUACCGGCCUGAGCAAGCAACCAUCAAUAUGUGAAAAAGAAGAUCAAGACCUAGAUGGCUGGCGAGGAUGGCUAGUAGUCACCGCGGCUGCGUGUUCGCUUUUUAUCUAUCUCGGCGAGAUCUAUUCAUGGGGUGUUUUGCAGUCUGAGCUUGUCAAGACUACGACAUUUUCAAUGACGACGUUGACUUUUGUCGGUUCGCUGGCUACUUCGUUCAUGGUGUCUUUGAGCAUAUUGGUGGGCAUGACUAUCCGCCGAUUCGGAUAUCAAAAAACGGCAUUUGCGGGUGCGGUUCUCAUGGGCCUGGGUGAAUUUCUGGCCAGUUGGGUUACGGACAAUCUGGCUGGCUUGUUCAUUUGUCAUAGUGUAUUGUUUGGAGUGGGAGGAGGGUUGACCAUCAUGCCCUGUUCGACCGCACCUCUCAGGUGGUUUCGAAAGCACCGUGGUCUUGCGACCGGCAUUGUAUUUGGGGGAGGUAGUCUUGGAGCUGCAACCAUGAGCGUGGCCGCAAAUUUGCUUGUCACCUCUGUUGGUGUUGCAUGGACUCUGCGAAUCUUUGGUCUUCUUGCCUGGGCAGUUUGCGUUCCUGCAGCAUGUCUGAUUCGACAACCAGAAAGUGCCGCAGCAGCUGUACCUCAGCUCCAAUGGUACCGAUUCAGAGAACGUCAAUUCAUCCUCCUCUUUAUCGGCAGUGCCCUUGGCUGUUUCCCGCUCUUCAUCCCCUCAUACUUCAUUCCAAUCUACGCCCGCACCGUGUCCACCCAACGCGUGGCCGUCAUCAUCCUCGCAAUGUGGAACAUUGCAUCCACGAUCGGACGAGUCCUCGCCGGCUUCCUCGCCGACGCCAUGCUCGGCCCAUUGAACAGUCUCAUUUUGUCUCUCUUACUGGCCGGCAUCAGCGCCCUUGCCAUUUGGCCAUUUGCCAGCUCCGUGGCGGUUCUCUCCGUCUUUGUCGUGCUGAAUGGCCUCGGAUGCGGGGCCUUUUUCAGUCUUAUCCCUGCUACUGUUGGAUCGAUGUUUGGUGCGAAGAAUACGAUGGGUGUUUUGCCGGUGUUGUGGGCUGGAUGGUUCUUUGGCUAUUUCUUUGGCUCACCUAUCGCCGCUGGAAUCUAUUCCCUCUCUGACAAGGAGGCCGACACCGCUGCAUACAGACCAGCGGCAUAUUAUGCAGGAGGUAUGUCUCUCGUCGGUCUAGCAUUUAUCGUGGUUAUUCGGUGUCUAUAUUCCUGCAAGAUCCUGGCGCGUGUGUGA
Molecule: messenger RNA, 1341 nt
Organism: Penicillium diatomitis
Lineage: Eukaryota; Fungi; Ascomycota; Eurotiomycetes; Eurotiales; Aspergillaceae
Exons: 4
Coding region: 1-1341 (446 amino acids)
Biological process (GO): transmembrane transport
Cellular component (GO): fungal-type vacuole membrane
Molecular function (GO): transmembrane transporter activity
Source: RefSeq, a predicted model, not a curated record